GCGCUACGGAUUAUGGUUUCGAUUGCGGAAGUUAAUAAUCUGGUUGCUGGGAGUGUACAUAGCCAUUCCAUUCCUAGUAAAACUCUGCCCUGCUAUUCAGGCGAAGCUGGUCUUCCUAAACUUCGUGAGGGUCCCAUAUUUCAUUGACUUGAAAAGACCACAGGAUCAAGGUUUAAACCACACCUGUAAUUACUACCUGCAGCCAGAGGAGGAUGUAACCAUUGGAGUCUGGCACACGGUCCCUGCAGCCUUAUGGAAGAACGCCCGGGGGAAGGACCAGAUAUGGUUUGAAGAUGCUUUGGGUUCCAGCCAUCCUGUAAUCCUUUACUUGCACGGCAACGCGGGGACAAGAGGAGGGGAUCAUCGCGUGGAGCUUUACAAGGUUCUCAGCUCCCUUGGGUACCACGUGGUCACGUUUGAUUAUCGAGGCUGGGGCGAUUCAGUAGGCAGCCCGUCAGAGAGGGGAAUGACCUAUGACGCCCUUCACGUCUUCGACUGGAUAAAAGCAAGAAGUGGAGACAACCCUGUCUAUAUAUGGGGACACUCCCUGGGCACGGGGGUUGCAACGAAUCUAGUGAGACGCCUCUGCGAGAGAGAAACACCCCCAGAUGCCCUGAUCCUGGAAUCUCCGUUCACCAACAUACGGGAGGAGGCGCGGAGUCACCCCUUUUCUGUGAUAUACAGAUACUUCCCUGGGUUUGACUGGUUCUUCCUUGACCCUAUCACGACAAGUGGAAUCAAGUUUGCAAAUGACGAGAACGUGAAAUACAUUUCCUGCUCCCUGCUCAUCCUUCAUGCCGAGGAUGACCCGGUGGUACCGUUUCAUCUAGGAAAGAAGCUUUACAACAUUGCUGCGACGUCACGGAGUUUCCGAGACUACAAGGUGCAGUUUGUUCCGUUCCACACAGACCUCGGCUACCGGCACAAGUACAUCUACAGGAGUCCAGAGCUACCUCGAAUACUGCGGGAAUUCCUGGGAAAAUCUGAACAUGAGCAGCAUCACUGAAGACUGGCUGCUUGGCAGCACAGAGAUUUUCCUUCCUUCCUUCCUCUCUCUCCUUUUCCUCCCCCCUCCCUGCGGGUCAGUCUGCCAUUCUUCCAUCCCUGGCACCAGAGGAGGUCAGGGAUUCCCACUCCAGCCCUGAUGUGUACCAUUGGCAACUCCAGCUCCCGGCAUCAGCAUCUGUGGUGGUAGAAGAAAGAAGUUGUUGGCUUCCUUUUCUGACAUGGAUGGAGGGGUGAAAACGGACCAGGAGCCAGUACCAAGCCGUGAAAAACGUAAGCACAACGCAGCCUGCCCAAUCCGGCGCGGUACUGCUGAGGACAGACAUUCCCAGGACACGCGUGGCGUGCCCAAGGGCGUUCCUUUCACUUUCAAACAUUGCUGCUGGGUUUGGAUCAUGUAGAGACUCAUUUGUAGGCAAAAGGCUUUUGCUGUGUCUCCAUACCACAGGUGUCUUUGCUUGAGUCUGAGGUGUUCUCUUUCUGGGAAACACGUGUUUUGCCUUCCCUUUU
This is a messenger RNA of Eurypyga helias (sunbittern), 1515 nucleotides long. It is a transcript of the gene ABHD12, whose product is annotated as abhydrolase domain containing 12. The annotation marks the transcript as partial. Gene Ontology annotation, biological process: phosphatidylserine catabolic process; monoacylglycerol catabolic process. The record is from RefSeq and is a predicted model, not a curated record. Gene Ontology annotation, molecular function: monoacylglycerol lipase activity; phosphatidylcholine lysophospholipase A1 activity. The transcript has 12 exons. Gene Ontology annotation, cellular component: endoplasmic reticulum membrane. Lineage: Eukaryota; Metazoa; Chordata; Aves; Eurypygiformes; Eurypygidae.